AUGAAAACAAGAGGUGCUCUGCUGACUAAAAAAUAUUCUGAUUCUGAUUUUGACGAAAGUGACCUUGAAUACUCUUCACCCAAAGAGAAAAAAUUUUUUUGUGCAAUAUGUGGAUUGUCAUACAAAUCUAGCUCAACCCUUGCAAUGCAUAUGAGUUGUCACAAGGGUGAGGAAACAUAUAAAUGUCAAAAAUCUGGAUGCAAUGCAAAAUUUAAAUCAAAAGCCCAGCUUGCAGCACACCAGCGAAACCAUUUAGCACUAGCAAGUUUAUUUUCUCCCAAUCAUAUAGAAAUUUUCAAGGUAAUUAAUAAAUCAGCUUACCGAUAUGAUAAAUAUGCAUCAAUCUUUUUUCGAAAGCAAAGUAGAUGUAAUUAUUCCAGCUCCCUCAAACCAUCCCCAAAUUUCCUUGCCUCCUCUUAUUAAACCUGAAAAAUAA
This is a messenger RNA of Blepharisma stoltei, 436 nucleotides long. The record is from the annotation of a GenBank genome assembly. Lineage: Eukaryota; Ciliophora; Heterotrichea; Heterotrichida; Blepharismidae.